Molecule: messenger RNA, 1866 nt
Organism: Colletotrichum paranaense
Lineage: Eukaryota; Fungi; Ascomycota; Sordariomycetes; Glomerellales; Glomerellaceae
Product: CMGC protein kinase
Exons: 3
Coding region: 1-1866 (621 amino acids)
Biological process (GO): peptidyl-threonine phosphorylation; peptidyl-serine phosphorylation
Molecular function (GO): protein serine/threonine kinase activity; ATP binding
Source: RefSeq, a predicted model, not a curated record
AUGGCUCAUCAGAAAGGACCUGUUGACGGGAAUACACCGGCUAUCCAGAUCAAUGACGGGCCUCCGAUCCGCGUCGAAAACCUCCGUUCUUCCACUGGAAUUCCAGCUGUUGCCGCCUGGUUAACCCCUACCCUACCUAACUUAGAGAAUCUAGAAGAAAUCACCAGUGAUGCUCACAUGAAGCGACAGAUCAAAUGCAGGGUCUGGGACAACGCCGUCAAAUCACCAUUGGGCCGUGACCAAGAUUUCUGGCCAUCGAAGCUCUUUGAACACCUGUUCGGCAGGGAGACCGUCUCUCACAUUGUUCGACAUCUCGUCAAACAAGGUUCACUUACUGCGGAACACGGCGAGAAUUCAACCAACACCUGUCAACGGUGGACAGACACGAUUCUGGGGAGAAAUGAUACUUCUGCAAGCUAUCAUCUCAUCUUUGCGAUUCUGGUCCUCAUGCAGCAAGGCCAGUGUAUUCAGAGCUUUGUCGACGAGAGAUUCACCGAUGAAAAUCUUCCCCUAAAACGCGACCAAAUUACAGAAUAUCAAGACCAGAGAUACUACCAGUCGCAUCGCCCUUUUGGCGAAUGGGAUCCUCUGGAUGGGGAGACUUUCUACAAACUGCAAUGUCGCCUAUUCGUUCAUUACAUUGCCAAAUCCUCACAAAAGGGAGAAGUUUCCCAUUAUAGCUUCGGCGAGACUCACAUACUCCCAUGGGUCACAAUAUCCAAUCCUAUUUCAGUCGUUACACCUGACGGUGCGACAUCAAUGAGCUUGAGUGGAGGUUUCGGGGAAGUGAAGCAAAUCGUAAUACAUGCUUGGCAGCAUGGUUUCCACAAGACGCUCAAAGAGAUAUCUGCCGACCCAGGAUGUUUUGCUCUGAAGAAGCUCUACAUUCCCAAUAGACAGGAAUUCGACCAGGAAGUUAAGCACUUGAAACGAUUCGGCGGAAGACACCCCCACAUCGUCACCCUUCUUGCAACUUUCACGCGUAGUACUAAUGGUACCACUGAGUACCUUCUGUUGUUUCCCUGGGCCGAAUGUGAUCUUCUUAAAUUCUGGGAGCGUAAAUCAUUUCUUGAAAGAAAUCAUGAAUUCUUUCUGUGGAUGAUGCGCCAGAUCUGCGGCAUUGCUGAUGCUUUGAGCUACAUCCACGACCCUAACGACACGGACCACCUGGACAUCAAUGGAAAACGUCUCUAUGGAAGACAUGGUGAUAUCAAGCCAGAGAAUGUCUUGUGGUUCAAAUCGAAUGGUAGAGGCAACCUAGUUCUUUCUGAUCUUGGUCUCACCCGAACACACGGCCAGGAGAGUCGGUCCAACCGACCAGGAGCAGAAAUCCCAGUUUCUCCCAACUACAGGCCUCCUGAGUGUGAUAUUGAAGGGAAUGAGGGUCGCAUAUCUAGGUCUUUCGACAUAUGGACCCUCGGAUGUCUCAUACUUGAGUUCAUAGUAUGGACUCUAGAUGGAUGGAAAGGCUAUCAGGAGUUCAAGCAGAAGCGCAUGUCUCCAUAUAUCAAUAGCCACGACACGCCUAUCUAUUUUGAAAUUGUUCGGGUAUCCGAAGAUAACUAUGCUUUCAACAUCAAGCAAAGCGUUACUGAGGUUCGAAUGUUGAUAGUCCAAUCAGUUGACCGAAAGCGUAUCGCGUCACCUGAUCUAUGUCGAGAGUUGAGUCUCAUGCAAGACCAAAGCAGCCGAAGGGGAUACUGCAUGUCACCAACUUCAUCAUCGGCCAUCAUACAGCCUCAUGUACCGGUUCAAGCACAUCUCAACAAGGUGGCGAAGAGGCACAUUGCGAAUAUUGACGAUAGUGAUUUUGAAGCAAUCAUAAUGGACUAUGAUGGACCGACACGUUCAGCUGCCGAUAGAUAG